GUCACACAUCGACUCUUCUUCCUAUUGGGAGCAGUACCAUUGGAGAAGAAGUGGAAGGGUACGACUAUGCAACACAUUCACCGUUUCUGCGUAGGAAAGCUGCUUAAAUUCGCGCCAAUUGGAAAUGGCCGCUUCAUUUGUCGGUGGUCUUUCACGUAAGUGUAACGCAAGUGAGGACCAGCAUCAUGAAUUCUAACAGUCCAACAUUCUCCGUCUGCCUGAUGGUCUUAAUAUCAGCCGCUUCAGCCCAACGCGGUUACGGCCUCCAGAAAACCACCCUGGACGACAUAGAACGCGACUACACGACCACAUCGAAGCCCAAGCAGACCACUGCGAAAGUGGUGGCUCCAGUUCAGUCGCCCACCCAGUAUGGCUUCGUCCCCAUCAAAACUGCCGCGGACUACGCUAGAAACGUACCAAAGCCUCUGUUUUACUCCCAGGGUACACAACAGUACUCACCGUACGCUAAACAGCAGUACUACCACCAACAGGGUCAACACUAUAGAGGGAACGGUGUAGGAACAAAACCUAGCGCGACACAGGCCUACACCUUCCCACUUCAAUACGACUUACCGUUCGCUCGGCCUCAGAAACCUUCACAAACUGCCACCCAGUACUAUCAACCACAACAGUACCACACUACUCAGCAAUACCCAGCUACCCAGCAAUACCCAGCUACUCAGCAAUACCCAGCUACUCAACAAUACUCGGCUGCUCAGCAAUACACCGCCCCGAAGCAGCAAUAUACUGCACCCCAAGAAAGCUCGUAUCAAAAGAAUGUUCAAUAUGUAACGGAUAACAGUUUAGCUAGCCAGCAGCCCCCGAAGAACGUACAGUACGUGACUGAUAACAGUAUCGGAAACCAACAACCGCAGCAAUACUACACCCCGCAGUACGUGAAUUUUCAACAGGAUCCAGCAUCCAGUACUUCCGUACAGACUUUUGUCGAUCCAAAAGGAGGUCUGCAGUACAUAAUGUUCAUCCCCCAAUCAGCCGUCACUACCACCAAUGACCAGCCCCAAAAAUACGAGAAUGUGGCCUACACCACUAGUUCAGAAGAUGCAACGGAUAACCAAAAGUAUCAACAAGUACAGUACGUUAGUCAGAAAGAGCAAGAAGCACCAGCAGGGCAGCACUACGUGUACCAGUACGAACAAAAAGAGGAAAAAGAACCUGCUGCUCCUGGAGUGCAAUACGUCGUGCAGCCGCAGUACGAACAGAAGGAGCAACAGGUGCAGUACAUCCAAGCAAAACAACAAUACGCUAAAUCACCUGAAUACAUCAUCAAAAGAGAACCGAAAAGCCUACUGGACUCUUACAUCCCAUCAUCUGUCCAGCUGGAGUACUACAAACAGCUACAGCAAAACGCCAUCAGGGACACCGUCAAAGUACCGCAGGUGUUCAGCGGCAAAGCAUAUACGUCGCAAACUGCCAGCACUGAAGAUUCAACUCCAGAAGUAUCCAAACAGUACGUCACGAAGUAUGUUCCACAAGGUACUACGAAACGGUACGCUUACAGAGGGUGAAACUGUAUAAUGAUGGUCGAAUGAAUGAGAUAUGUUUGUGAAAAUCUACCAUUAUUUCUAAAUUCUCUCCUUGCAGGAUGGCAGGUACAAUUUAAAAUAUGAAAGUUCUAAAACAGGAUUACAAUGUGCCAUCCACCAUCCAGGUAGCAUCAAAGGAUGAGGCUUUCACAUACAUACCUCAAUUAUUUUGUUGUUUUCUGUGAUUUUUUUGUAUUGGAAUGUCAUCUCUGUAAAUUAAGGGGUGAAGUAGAAUAUAGUAUAUAUAAUUAUAUUAAAAGAAGUAUUUCGUGCUAUGUAUGUUCUUAUAUAGAGCUCAAAGUCUGGAUUACCUGAGCUAACGAACAAUGAACUUAAAUGAAAGCCAGUAUUCGUUAACCUAUUUGUAUAUGCUUAUAUUUUGUUACCAAUAUAACCAAUUUUUAUAAAUUAA
Acanthoscelides obtectus is the source of this 1956-nucleotide messenger RNA. The record is from the annotation of a GenBank genome assembly. Lineage: Eukaryota; Metazoa; Arthropoda; Insecta; Coleoptera; Chrysomelidae.